Molecule: messenger RNA, 1463 nt
Organism: Arabidopsis lyrata subsp. lyrata
Lineage: Eukaryota; Viridiplantae; Streptophyta; Magnoliopsida; Brassicales; Brassicaceae
Product: serine/threonine-protein kinase HT1
Exons: 6
Coding region: 163-1383 (406 amino acids)
Biological process (GO): protein phosphorylation
Molecular function (GO): protein kinase activity; ATP binding
Source: RefSeq, a predicted model, not a curated record
CGAUAUUUCUCUUCUUUUCCCUCCCGUUCCACAUCCAGAGCCCUUUUUGAAAAAUAUGAGUUUUCAGAAAAGACCUCGUAAGUUUAUAGAGUUUACAGAAACACCCCAAAGAUUUCGGGUGUAUAAAUAAGCAGCGUCGUCUUCAUCGGUCACUAGAGAAAAAUGAGAGCUCGCGGGUAUCAACGAGCUCCGUCAAUGGAGGAACCAACGGAGAUUCCGACGGAUAAGACGCUUCAUCCAAAUUACCCAUUUCUGAUGUCCUCACAUGGUCUCAAGUCCUUUGAAUCGGACGACGACGACGACGACUCAAACCUCGAGUCCAACGAUCAAUUCGCUUUCAGUAUCAGCACAGACUUGCUUGUCGAUGUCAAAGACGUAUCCAUAGAGGAAGUAAUCGGCGAAGGUUCAUCUUCUAUAGUCUACAAAGGAUUGUUCAUGAGAUUUAUCCCUGUGUCUGUGAAGAUAUUCCAGCCUAAAAGAACAUCUGCUGUAAGCAUUGAGCAGAAGAAGAAGUUUCAAAGAGAGGUUUUGCUGCUUUCCAAGUUUAAACAUGAAAACAUUGUGCAGUUCAUUGGGGCGUGCAUAGAACCAAAGUUGAUGAUAAUUACUGAACUCAUGGAAGGCAAUACUCUUCAGAAGUUUAUGCUGAGUACUCGUCCAAAGCCUCUUGAUCUGAAGCUCUCGAUUAGCUUUGCAUUGGAUAUUGCUCGGGGAAUGGAGUUCUUGAAUGCAAAUGGCAUCAUUCACCGCGAUUUGAAACCAAGUAAUAUGCUCUUAACAGGUGAUCAGAAACGUGUAAAGUUGGCUGAUUUUGGACUUGCUAGAGAGGAGACUAAAGGUUUCAUGACAUGUGAGGCUGGUACAUACAGAUGGAUGGCUCCAGAGUUAUUCAGCUAUGACCCGCUUCAAAUUGGCGAAAAGAAACACUACGAUCAUAAGGUGGACGUUUACAGUUUCGCCAUUGUUUUCUGGGAGUUACUUACCAACAAAACCCCAUUCAAAGGAAAGAACAACAUCUUUGUAGCUUAUGCUGCCAGCAAAAACCAGAGACCAAGUGUGGAAAAUCUUCCAGAAGGAGUUGCUUCUAUCCUGCAAUCAUGCUGGGCAGAGGAUCCUGACGCUCGUCCUGAGUUUAAAGAGAUUACAGUUUCACUAACAAACUUGCUCAGAAGCUUAAGCUCAGACACUGAUGCCACUUCAUCCAAUAGCAAAACCAAUAUAGCUACCGAGGAUUCAACAAGCAGUCUGGUUCAAGAACGUGUUGUCUGUGAUUGUCCCGGACUAAAGAUGACCAAGACGAAGAAGCUGAAGAAGAAGACGAAUAAAGUGAUGAAUAUGAUCGUUCCUUUUCUCAGGAUCUUCAAAAGUUGUAUGUCCAAGUGAUGGAAGUAGAAACUCUGGUAAAAGAUAAAAGGUAUAGCAAUACGAACUUGUCAGAGUAAAACGAAAAAUGGUUUGGCUUC